UGCUUAGUUUGUUGUCGACCAAACAGUGUUGGCAAACACUUGGUGACAAAAAUGAUUGGAAAACAAUAGAUAAGUUAAAUAAUAGCCACAAAAAAUGCCAGAGAAUGCAGCCAGCUCGGUGCCCACAGAGGCUGGCUUUCGGAACUUGCGCUGCCAACUGUCGGGCAGCACCUUUGGCCAACGGCGCGAGGACAUCUUUCGUCGUGUCCAGGAAAGUGCGCAUCAGAUCUCGCUAAAGUACAAUGGAAAGGAACUGGCCACGGAGAGGGAUGAGUCCGUCCAGGAGCUGUGCGAUUCCUUCGAGGAGCUGCUGUCCUACGGACUGAGACAAUCGGCCAGUGGCUCCUCUUUCAGCGCUGCCAAUAUUAUCCAGAACAUGCAGGAGAUAGUGUCCGGAAAUGCUAUUGGGGGCAGCAACAACAAUGACGCCACUUUCUGGGAGUUUUGCCAGUCGCAUUUGACGCCCCACGAACGGCAGCGGUACAUGGACCUCAAGCAGAUCUGGACCAAUGUGGGCAGAGGGCGUGCCUUCAUUCGCUCUACGCUGAAUGAGAGGCGCCUGCACAGCCAUGUGCUCACCUGGCUGAGCGACGAGGAGCAACUGCAUCGCUACUACACACCCUGGUCGCUGCUGCUCAACGAUGAGGUGGCGAAGAAGCUGCCAGAGAUCUUAGACUCCCUCAGGGAUGUUCUUUUCGCCCUCAAUGUGGACACUACCGAGCUAAAUGCGCCCAGGAGACUGGCAGCCAUUGUCAAAGAGGAACCCAUUAUAAUCGCCCCCAGUCCAGUGCCUGUAAUAGGGCGCCAUAAAAACCGACCAGGCAUUGCCGUGGAGCGGCCCAUUGAGGGCGCCACCUCCACAGAAGAUUUACUGAGUGCACUGACCCCCAUCCAGUCGGUGGAGGUGCAACAACUACUCUCCAAUGACGCAAUCGAACAGGAGUUAGCCACGUCUGUUGAUGAAGUCACUGUGGGUCCGUUCGAUCCCAUUGGUCCUGAGUUGGAGUUUCUCAAGACGCCUCUGCCUGAGAUUUUUCCACAGGCUGCUCCAGAGCCAGAUCUUUACGAAGACCGCAGCGAUACGUCUUCGCAAUGGAGCAAGUCAUCAUCCUCUGCAAACUGCGUGGCCAACAGCCAACAGCAGGCAGCGUUGGAGGAGCAGGUGAAUCAGCUUAACGAAAGAUGCGCUCUCCUGGAAACCCGUGUAGCGGAGUUGAACCUGCAAAACCGGCUGCUCAUCCGAAGGCUCACAAAACAGUUUGAGGAGACCGGCAUUGAUCCCAGCUCAUCGCUCUGCUCCAACUUCCUGAUAACCAUUCCGCAAGUAAAGCUGGCCAAGACACAGCGUACUGGUUCGCACUACACCUAUGAGGUUCACAUCACGAUGAGGCAACGUUUGGAACACUGGACCUUUUUCAGGCGAUACAGCGAGUUCAAUAAGCUGCACAAGACCCUGCUCAAGACACAUCCGGUGGUCAGCGCCGUGGAGUUUCCGCCAAAGAAACAUUUUGGCAACAUGAACCUGGUCUUUGUGGAGGAAAGGCGCCAGCAGCUGCAGAUAUAUCUGCUUAAUCUCGUUGAAGUCCUGCCUCAGGUGGAGGCCUGCAAGUCCAAGGCAGAGCUGCAGAAGGUCUUUCCCUUUUUUAGAGAGAGGUAGCAAUCUCUAAGAAACAUAAGCUAUCAAAACACAACCUAGAGCGCUCGAAAAGAACAAGUAUUCCUCCCUAUAUUAUUUCUAUUUCGUUAUAAAGAUCUUUACUUAUAUGUGUAAAAACGGAGUUGGUCCAAGUGCUGUAAUAAUUGAUAUUAAAUAAAGAUAAGACUUUUUCAUCUCAAAAAAA
Messenger RNA from Drosophila suzukii, 1841 nucleotides. RefSeq lists its product as uncharacterized. Gene Ontology annotation, molecular function: phosphatidylinositol binding. The record is from RefSeq and is a predicted model, not a curated record. Lineage: Eukaryota; Metazoa; Arthropoda; Insecta; Diptera; Drosophilidae.